Urocitellus parryii (Arctic ground squirrel) is the source of this 10746-nucleotide messenger RNA. NCBI's taxonomy places the organism in Eukaryota, Metazoa, Chordata, Mammalia, Rodentia, Sciuridae. The record is from RefSeq and is a predicted model, not a curated record.
AGUCCUGCACGGAUCCUGCUCCAGGACUGCCCGCCGCCCCGCCGUCGGGACCUCGGGAGGGCGGCGGCCCGGGGCGGGGAACCGGCCUCUCGCCCGCCCCUCCCUCCCGACGGCCAGCAGUUACCUGGCUGAGCAGUGCUGGAAUGGCGGCUUCAUCUACCUGAUCAUGCUGCGGCGCUUCAAGCACAAAACCCAGUCUACUUAUAAUGGCAACAGUGGCAACAGCUCUGAACCAGGAGAGACACCUACCUUGGAGCUGGGUGACCGAACUUCAAAAAAGGGGAAAAGAGCAAGAAAGUUUGGGGUCAUUUCCAAAUCUCCCACCAACAAGUCCCCGGAGGAAUCCAGGAGCAGCGCCAGCUGUGAGUUGGCCGAUGACACCAGCACUGAGCUGGAGAACGGCACUGACCCUGAACUUGGAAACGGGCAUGCSUAUGAGCUAGAAAAUGGCCCGCAUUCUCUCAAGGAGGUGGCUGGACCCCAUCUCGAGAGAUCAGAAGUAGACAGAGGGACGGAGAACAGAACUCCAAAGACAGAUGCUCCUCUGGCCACAAGCAAUGACAAACGUCGCAUCUCAAAAGCUGGAAAGACGGACUUUCAGUCAAGUGACUGCCUGGCUCGGGAGGAAGUUGGUCGGAUAUGGAAGAUGGAGCUGCUCAAAGAAUCAGAUGGGCUGGGAAUUCAGGUUAGUGGAGGCCGAGGAUCAAAGCGCUCACCUCACGCUAUCGUUGUCACUCAAGUGAAGGAAGGAGGUGCCGCUCACAGGGAUGGCAGACUGUCCUUAGGAGAUGAGCUGCUGGUAAUCAAUGGUCACUUACUGGUCGGGCUCUCCCAUGAGGAAGCUGUGGCCAUUCUUCGUUCAGCCACCGGAAUGGUGCAGCUGGUCGUGGCCAGCAAGGAAAGCUCUGCAGAGGACCUCCUCAGGUUGACCUCUAAGAGUCUGCCUGACUUGACCAGCUCGAUAGAGGAUGUGUCCUCAUGGACCGACAAUGAAGACCAGGAGCCAGACGGGGAAGAGGAGGAAGGGACCAGCUCAUCCGCCAUCCAAAGAGCAAUGCCUGAGUCAGAUGAACACCAAGAUGUGUGCGGCCCUGAGGAUUCCAAGGGGAACUUGGAAAGUCCCAAACAGGGCAACAGUAAACUGAAGCUCAAGAGUCGUCUGUCAGGGGGUGUCCACCGUCUAGAGUCAGUGGAAGAAUAUAAUGAGCUGAUGGUGCGCCACGGAGACCCCCGGGCCAGGAUGCUGGAGGUCUCCCGAGAUGGCCGGAAGCACUCCCUGCCCCAGCUACUGGACUCCGGAGCAUCGCAGGAAUACCACAUUGUGAAGAAAUCCACCCGCUCCCUAAGCACCACCCAUGUGGAAUCUCCCUGGAGACUCAUUCGCCCGUCUGUUAUCUCCAUCAUAGGCCUGUACAAAGAAAAAGGCAAGGGCCUUGGCUUUAGCAUUGCUGGUGGUCGAGACUGCAUUCGAGGCCAGAUGGGGAUUUUUGUUAAGACCAUUUUUCCAAACGGAUCAGCUGCAGAAGACGGAAGACUUAAGGAAGGUGAUGAAAUUCUAGAUGUCAAUGGAAUACCAAUUAAGGGCUUGACGUUUCAAGAAGCUAUUCAUACCUUUAAGCAAAUCCGGAGCGGGCUGUUUGUCUUAACAGUUCGCACCAAGUUACUGAGCCCCAGCCUCACACCCUGCUCGACCCCCACACACAUGAGCAGAUCGAGCUCCCCAAACUUCAACACCAGUGGGGGAACCUCAGUGGGAGCCUCUGACGAAGGCAGCUCUUCAUCCCUGGGUCGGAAGGCCCCUGGACCCAAGGACAGAAUUGUCAUGGAGGUCACUCUCAACAAAGAGCCAAGGGUUGGACUAGGCAUUGGUGCUUGCUGCUUGGCUUUGGAAAACAGUCCUCCAGGCAUCUACAUUCACAGCCUUGCCCCAGGCUCAGUGGCCAAGAUGGAGAGCAACCUGAGCCGCGGAGACCAAAUCCUGGAAGUGAACUCAGUCAACGUUCGCCAUGCAGCUUUGAGCAAAGUGCACGCCAUCUUGAGCAAAUGCCCCCCGGGACCCGUCCGCCUGGUCAUCGGCCGGCACCCUAAUCCUAAGGUUUCCGAGCAGGAAAUGGAUGAAGUGAUAGCACGCAGCACUUAUCAGGAGAGCAAAGAGGCCAGUUCCUCUCCUGGCUUAGGUACUCCCUUGAAGAGCCCCUCUCUUGCCAAAAAGGACUCCCUUAUUUCUGAAUCUGAAUUCUCCCAGUACUUUGCCCAUGAUGUCCAGGGCCCCUUGUCAGACUUCAUGGUGGCCGGCUCCGAGGAUGAGGAUCACCCAGGAAGUAGCUGCAGUGCCUCUGAGGACGGCAGCCUGCCUCCCAGCUCCUCCACUCACAAGGAACCGGGAAAAGCCAGGGCCAACAGCCUUGUGACUCUGGGAAGCCAGAGGACCUCUGGGCUCUUCCACAAGCAGGUGACAGUUGCCAGACAAGCCAGUCUUCCUGGAAGUCCACAGGUCCUCAGGAAUCCUCUGCUCCGCCAGAGAAGGGUGGGCUGCUACGACGCCAACGAUGGCAGCGAUGAGGAAGAGUUCAGCAGAGAAGGGGACUGCAUUUCCCUCCCGGGAUCCCUGCCAGGUCCCAGCAGGCCUCUGAGAGAAGACGACUCUAGGCAUGCCUUGGUGACGUCUCCCAAGAUCACAGAUGUCAACAGGCAAGAGGAACAACCCCAGAAAACCCAGGUCAGCAAGGCCUCCUCAGUGCCUCUCCUGGGCAGCUCGUUGUACUUGGAGGAGAGUGUUCCAGAGGGUAUGGUGGAUGCUGCUUCCCAGGCAACCAGCCUGCGGGGUUCUACAGAGGUCCCAAGGAAUGGCCCUGGAGGCUCAGGAAGAAAGGAACUGUCAGGAUCCAGAAGUUCACCCAAAUUGGAAUACAAAGUCCAUAUAGACACCCAGAGUGUGAAGAGCACAGAGAACCCCAUUCCCCCCCAGAAGAGUGAAAACCUGAUGUCCAGGCACAAACCCGUGGCCAGGGUCAGCCCACACUGCAAGAGGCCCGAGGCAGAGUCCAGCUGCUCAGAGACAGAGUCCCUGAGUGACAAGGCUGAUGGACCAUGUGGUCAGGACUUAAAAAUCCAGGCCACUGCCUUCAAAGAGACUGUCACUGGUCUUCUACCCGAUGGAACUGCAAAGGAGGAACCUCUGGGGAAGCUGACCCCUGGGGAUGGAUGUGUCCCGAUUGACUGUGGGCCAGCCAGUAUUCUGUGUCACCCUGACCCCGGACAUCUCACAGAGAACCCCCCCGAAGCUGCACCAGAGUGGGGGCAACAGCCUGUGACUGGACCAAACAGCCCUCCAGCCCUGCUCCCUGCCCCAGGAAAGGAGGCCACCCAUCCUGAUCUCGGCAGGACCUCCCCGGAGGCCUGGCAAGUCAGCAGGCCUGAGAAGGCUGGCCAGCCUGUGCUGCCCGGGGUCGUGGAGCCUGAGGCCCAGGGCAGAUCUGCUGUGACGGUCCCCCACGAGGGCAGCACACCCCCAGGGGAGAAGGCAGUGACCCCUCCUGGCUUCAGCAAGACUCUGGCCAGCUGCCAUGGCACCACCAGAAAGGCAGCUGCCCCCAGAGUUGUGGGACCUGGGGCCGAGGAGGCAACUCCYUCCAGUGCCCUCCUGCCACCAGACCUCAUACCCCAGGAGCAGAGUCGAGGAGCUCCAGCCACCCACUGCAAGGGCUCCAAAUCCACGGAAGACCAAGCCCCCGAGACCCCCCAGGAGGCCACUCUGCUUGAGGUCACAGAUGCUGUGUCUGCAAGGGCGUCACGGUCCAGCCCCUCCCUGCCAGUGCCCACUGACAAGACCAGCGACACGUGUGAUGGUGUCUCGGGGCACUGCUGCCCACUGGGGAGCAGAGAGAGCCUGGUGACAGACAUUGACAGAUCCAUCCAGGGGUCAGAGGCUUCUGAAGUGAGGCCUCAGUCUUCUCAGAAAGGGGGAGGCAGGGGUCACCAGGGCAGUUCUCAGGUUGUGCUGCAGGCAGGAGCUGGAGGUGGCAGUUCCCAGCAUGCCCUUCCAGCCACAGGUGACCAGACCUCCUCCCCCAGGAAGGCCUUGGCCACUGCUUCCCCAACAGCCCCACUGUGGGCCUCCCAGCCUUCAGUCUUAGAUUCCAUUAAUCCCCAUAAACAUUUUACUGUGAACAAAAACUUUCUGAGCAACUACUCUAGAAACUUUAGCAGCUUUCAUGAAGAUGGUCACUCCCCGUCGGGCCUGGGCGACAGCACAGAGCCGUCUCUCUCCUCCAUGUAUGGAGAUGCCGAGGACUCCUCUUCCGACUCCGAGUCACUCACUGAAGCCCUGCCAGCUUCCACCAGGGACAGCGGGUCACAGCCUCGUUCUCAUGGGCCUUCUCCCAAGGAAGAUCCUACAGAGUCUGAGGAGGAACACGUUGAAAUUUGUUCCACGAAUGGUCACCCCAGUCCACCCUCGACGACUCCCGCUCAGGCUGCGCCCUGCCCGGCUUUAGCCAAAGUCCUGCCGUUGAAGCACAGUGCGCUGAGCGAGUCCCCGGGAGACCCCUGCGAGACCGCGUCCUUCUUGCCAGGAGCCUCCUGCACCUCCAGCCCCAACUCUCCCCAGCUGUUUUCACUCCUGGAUCUGAGCGCUCAGGAGCAGGAAACUCCUGCGGAGGUGAGCAUUUCACAGGGUCACCGGCCUUUGUGUGCAGAAGAAACUAUGGAAGUGAACGGCCCACCUUCUAAAGUUGUCAGGCACAGCCCACCAGUCCCGCUCGGCUCCCCUCACGUGGUGAAUGGUUUGGGACAUGACCGGCUGCAUGACAAAAACCCAGACAGACAAGAAACCAAGGCAGACACCACUGAAAACGCGUACCCCCCCUUCAGUGUGGACAUCCCAAAGAACGGAGAGUCUGUUCUGGCAGACCUCCACAUCUCGGAGAGUCAAGACCUGGAUGACUUGCUGCAGAAACGAAAAAUGAUCUCCAGGAGGCCCAUCAUGGCCUGGUUUAAAGAAAUCAAUAAAAAUAGCCAAGGUUCCCACGGACAGAGCAAACCAGAGAAGGACUACCCCACCGUGCCAGCCAGAAGUCCCGACUCCAAAAUUCAGAUGUUGAGCUCAAACCACAAAAAGGGGGUUGCCAUACCUAAUAGCCCUCCUCCGCUGAAAAUCAAUCUUGACAAUAAAGAUUCAACUAAAAAGGGUUCGGUGGAMACACUUUUAAGUAACUGUCAGAAACCCAAGUGCGGCCCGAAGCUGAGGAGACUCAGCAUCAAAAGCAAAAGCAAAGUCGGCUCUGAGGCCCCUGCUGCUAAUCCUGCUAAGGCUGGUGGGGCAGACCACAGGAAAUCCUUAAUUUCACCCCAGACCUCCCACAGAACGCUUUCCAAGGGAGCGUCACACCGGUUUCACACAGCUGACCAAGAAGAACAWGACAAAAACACCACAGACACCCCCCAGGCUCCCCAGUGUGUGCUGGAGAGCAGGCCACCCCCGGCUGCCUCUGGGUCACUGAAGGCCUCCGCAUCAGACACGAGCAUCAGCACAUUCAUUUCCCCCCUGACCUCCCCAAAGACGCUUCCUGAACAAGGCGCAUAUAACCGGUUCCACGCGGCUGUCCACUCAGAAUCCAACAGAAGUUGCCCAGCGACCCCCAGAUCUCCCAGGUGUGGACCCGAGGGCAAGGCACCCUGUGCUGUCUCUGGGCUGGUGAGUCCCGCAGCGUCCAGGAGCAGUGUGUCCCUGGCAGGGGUCAGACAGAGUGAGCCACGCACAUCCAGUCAGAUGGUCUCAGUGUCAGAUGCAGCCCCACCCAGGGGGACCAGCGAAAAAGGAAGCAAGAGAAUCGCUAGUGAUCCCCUGGAAAGAACAAACCAGCUGAAAAUAGUUGAGAUUUCUUCUGAAAGAAUGCCAAAGAAUGCAUGUGGUGACAAGCCAGCUGAAAGUGACAGACAGGGAGGGUUCUUGGCCCAGGGCAACUGUCAGGAGAAGAGUAAAAUCAGAUUCCACCAGUCAGUGGAAUCAUCCCCAAAUCAUCCAUCCUCACUCGUGCCUCCUGCCCCCCAGGUGGAGCAGGAAAUGCAACGAUCCUUCAGUGUGGCCAAACUGGCUUCCUCCUCCUCCCCUCAACUGCCUGCUAAAAAGGCAGAUCCCUCCCAGGGAAGAUCGAGCCUGAUGUCAGACUCCCUCGGGGUGCCCAAGAAUGACAUACCAAUGGCCCCUGCUGGGGAGGACCAUCCCUACUUCACCCCAAGGCCAGCCACCAGGACCUACUCCAUGCCAGCCCAGUUCUCAAGCCAUUUCGGACGGGAGAGUCAUUCCCCRCACAGCCCUGGUCGCUCCCCUAGGAAUGGCCAGGUCCCUGUAACUAGCACGGGUCUCCCUGAGGCAAAGGCAUCCAAAGGCAGUAUUCUCAGCCUGGCCAAUGGACAGGCUGUAUAUAGUGUCAAGCCUCUGCAGGAAACGUCAAAGAACGUCCCAACCAUCGAGGAAGGCGACAUCACCGCCGUCCAGGAGACAAGCUGCCUUGUCACAGACAAAAUCAAAGUCACCAGGAGGCAUUACUACUAUGAGCAGAACUGGCCCCAUGAAUCUACCUCAUUUUUCUCUGUGAAACAGAGGAUCAAGUCUUUUGAGAACCUGGCCAAUUCUGACCGGCCCACCACCAAGUCCGGGGCAUCCCCAUUUUUGUCUGUAAGCUCCAAGCCUCCCAUUGGCAGGCGGUCAUCUGGCAGCAUCCCUUCAGGGAGCCUUGGCCACCCAAGUGACGCAGCAGCGAGGUCACUGAGACGCAGCUUGAGUUCCUGCAGCGAAAGCCAAAGUGAAUCCGGCGCUCUUCUCCCACAGAUGACCAAGUCCCCGUCUAGCAUGACUUUGAUUGUCUCCCGGCAGAAUCCACCAGAGACCAGGAGCAAGGUUCCAGAUUCAGACCAAAAGAAAUCGCUUGUUCCUCUGGGAAUCCCCACCCCGACCGUGACUCCAGCCUCUCCCAUCAAGAAGAACAAGUCCUCGGUGCGCCACGCCCAGCCCUCCCCUGUGUCCCGCUCUAAGCUGCAGGAACUGAGAGCCUUGAGCAUGCCCGACCUUGACAAGCUCUGCAGCGGCGAGGACUACCCCACAGGGCCCUCCGCCAUGCUCUUCAAAACCCAGCUAGAGAUCAUCCCCAGGAGGUCGCUGGGCUCCCCCAGUGGCUCCCCAACUGCAGGCCUUCCUGGCCUUGAUGGACCGGCCACCCUUUCAUGUCCGGGGAAGGGUGGAAACAGGGCCUGUCCAGGAAGAAGCAGCCCUACAGCCAGUGAGCCUGCAGCACCCAGUUCAGCCAACGAAGUGGGUAAAACCACCCAGGACCUGCCUUCGGGAAAAAGCUGGUCAGUUAAUUUGGAUCAACUUGAAGUCUCAGUGGGGGACCAGCAGAGAUUACAGGCUGUUUUGUCAUCGGUGGGAUCAAAAUCUUCCACCCUCACUCUCAUUCAGGAAGCGAAAGCACAAUCAGAGAAUAAAGAAGAUAUUUGCUUCAUAGUCUUGAAUAAAAAAGAAGGCUCAGGUUUGGGAUUCAGUGUGGCAGGAGGGACAGAUGUGGAGCCAAAACCAAUCAUGGUCCACAGGGUGUUUUCUCAGGGGGCGGCUUCUCAGGAAGGGACUGUGAACCGAGGGGAUUUCCUUCUCUCCAUCAAUGGCACCUCGUUGGCUGGCUUAGCCCACGGAGACGUCUUGAAGGUUCUGCAUCAGGCACAGCUGCACAGACAUGUCCUCAUGGUCAUCAAGAAAGGGAAUGAACAGCCCAGAUCCUCCUCCAGGCAGGAGCCUCCCAUGGCCAAUGGAAAGGGUUCGCUUUCCAGAAAGACCAUGUCUCUGGAGCCUGGAACUGGGAGAAGCGGAGCUGCUCCUGGUGCUCUGUGUGUUGAAGUGCUAAAAACCUCAGCUGGGCUGGGACUGAGUCUGGAUGGAGGAAAAUCAUCCAUGUCUGGAGAUGGGCCCCUGGUAAUUAAAAGGGUGUACAAAGGUGGUGCAGCAGAACAAGCUGGAACAAUAGAAGCUGGAGAUGAAAUUCUCGCUAUUAAUGGGAAGCCCCUGGUUGGGCUCAUGCACUUUGAUGCCUGGAAUAUUAUGAAGUCUGUUCCAGAAGGACCGGUGCAGUUAGUAAUUAGAAAGCAUCGGAAUUCAUGAAUUUCAUCAUGACUCUUGUUUUCUCAGUCCUUUCCUCAUUUUAGCAAAUCAGAAUGACUUCUUUAAAUGACAGGUUCUUGAAACGACAAAUAGUAUAGACGAGACUAUAAAAAUCUCCAAUUUUUUUGCUUUUCCACGAAGCCUGACCUGUUGUGUUGCAGCAGCAAUGAAGUUGAACUCUGGAAGCCUGCAGGGGUCGUUUGGUUCCAGUGCCUAUGCCCUCCUUUUAUGUUUGCAUUGAGGACACAAGAGGUGACAUGCUCUUCUUCAUCUGAAACACCUAGAUACACCUUUACUUCCCUCCUGCCACCUCUCCCAACAUACAGUCCUGGUGCAAAGAGACCGGAUGGGUAACACAAAUGUCACAGCUAAAAAGACUAGUUUUAUAUAAUUUUUUAAGUAAGUGACAUGCUUUUAGGCACAGUCAAUGGAAGGAAGAGCUGUAAGUCUAUAUAUGUUAUCCUGAAAAGAAAAUAAGACUUAGAGAAAAAAAAUGAAAUUAUGACCUAAUCAUUAGGCUGAGCUCAGGAAUUAUCUAAAUAAUGAAAAGGCGAAAUAAAGAAAGUAAUAUUUUUAACUAGUGUAAUGUACAAUAUAUGGGUGCAGAGUUCAAUUCAAUGGGUCACUGACUAUGAAGUAAUGAUCACCUUCAAGCUCUCCAAGGUUAAGUCAAAGGCUGCUUUACAGUAUAACAGCUCCAAAAACUGCACUGAACAGCCGUGAGCUUCACUGCCUACAGGAGCAGGGAGUUGCAGAUCUGAAAGCACCUUGCAUCUGGUUUUCAAGCCUGUCUUGGAUAAGUGCUUAAAUUCAAGACUGGACAACACAAAGCAGACAAAACUAUCAGCCAUGGGUUUCCACUUCUAUAUUUCAUGCACUCCAACCACUCAUUUCAACUAAAUUUUUAGAAGUAUCUUUUUAGUGUCCUUAGAUUUAUAAGCAAAGGUAUUCUAUUUACAAAUCCAAAUUGAGCAGCAUAUAUUAAUCCUUUUGAGAAAAACUUUGGGUUGGUUUUUCUCUGCUUUCCCAGCACACUUAAGAAAUGUGACGUUUCUAGUUAAUAGAUCUCUUUUCUUGACCUGGUAUAACAAAACUCUAUAAUGAUUGAAGUUGUUGCUGUUGUGUAUUCCUGUUUUGCAAAUUCUUCCUUUUGCUAAAAGUAUUUUCCUCCAGAAGAAUGUGACUCAUGCUGCUUGUGAACACCCCCCCAGCUGCCAUAAGCUUCUUCAAAGUACCCAUUCUUAUCCCAUGUGCCAUUCCCCUGUGACAAAGUUGGCUUUUCUCCCCUUGCACUAUACCGUAUUUUCCUAAAUUCCAAAGCCUCAUCAGCUUUGUUUACCAAAAUGUAAGAACGAAAAUGGAAAAACAGGGUGAGUCACUGUCAAGGUGAAGGAGUAUGUAGUAUUUACAACUUAAAUCCUCGGGUGGUAAGAAGCCAGCCCAUUGAAUCCUGGAAAUACGGGUGGAGAUUGUAUUUGUCAUACCUGCAUGCAUGAUUCUAAGGUUUUAUGUUGUGAUUUUAAAAAAUAACCUACAGCCAGGUAAAGGGCUAUAAGUCCCAGAUCAUGGAGAUACUUGAGCUGUCAUCUAUAUACAUCAUUUUUCUGAGGACCAAUUCUGCUAAAGAUCUGUGAAGUUGGCCCAGUGAGGUCCCUCAGAUGGGAGUAAAAUACCUGGCUUGUCUGAGCCCAGAUUUCUCAUUUUUCAACAGGUUAUGCAAAGGAAAAUAUAGUGCAGCAGUUAGCUAGAAAAACCUGAUUGAUUAAGCUUAGAUUCUAAUUUUCAUUAAAGUUACAGGUAGGAUAUUAUAGGAAGUCAGUGCAAGGUGCAUGCUAGAUUAUUUUUGAAGUCUCUGGGGUCAAUUUCAUGGUUUCUACUUCUUGCCUAAAAAUUAAGAGACUACUUGAAGUCAAUACUGAAAACCAUUUUUUGCCUCUACUUUUACAGCUCUGCCUUUAAGAAAUGUAGAAUCCAUCAUAAAACUCUAAUAGUAAAGAAAUGCACACUUCUAUGUGAACAGACAGAACUUUCUAGAGCAAUGGCAUUACAAGGGUGGACCUCUGGCUUCUCAUACCAAGUCAUCAGCUAUUUCUAUUCCAUCAUGCCAGAAGGAUUCCCUGACCAACAGUAGGAAUUUAAGGGAAGAAGCAAAAGCUGAAUUUUGAUCCUGAGAGAUAGAAAGCUAUUUAUUUGUCUUCAGUGUUCAAGGCAUGACUAGUGUUUCUAAUUAGUCUAAUAAGCUCCCACGCUUCCUGAAGUGAACACUAUAGUAUUGUCCUACUAAAACUCGUUUGUUUUUUUUAAACUGGUCAGUCAUUCACAGUAAGCUAUGAGGGUAAAUGUGUCAUAACAUGUAAAUCGUAGUUGCAAGAAUAUACCGUGAAAGCUGAGGAGGUUGGGUUUCAUUUCCACCCUCCCACAUGCAUCUCAUUGAAUUGUAUGGUUUGACAAUUAUUGGCACCACACUUGUUGUAUAUUAUACAUUAUCCUUUAUUUAUGUAAAAUAAAAUGCCUUAUAUAUUAAAGAGUAAGUGCAAUAAUAUGAAAUAGCUUGUACAUUUUUAAAUGUUCUUGCCAAGUUAUGUAAAUCCACA